Molecule: messenger RNA, 1806 nt
Organism: Truncatella angustata
Lineage: Eukaryota; Fungi; Ascomycota; Sordariomycetes; Amphisphaeriales; Sporocadaceae
Product: putative efflux pump
Exons: 4
Coding region: 1-1806 (601 amino acids)
Biological process (GO): transmembrane transport
Molecular function (GO): transmembrane transporter activity
Source: RefSeq, a predicted model, not a curated record
AUGCCACGAAGUUCUUUCGAGGGCGGAUCUGAAGCCCCCACAGUAGCAGCGAGCGCUUCAAGUAUAGCAGAUAGGGAAAAGGAUAUCGACGCAUAUUCAGUGAGGGAAAAUACGUCACAACCUGUCACAAGUCAUACCAUGGACAGAACCGCACAGCCAUUGGCCCCAGUGCCCACAGAAGCCGAAAAGGUGAUCGAGUUGACAACACAGGUAACGGCGAAUUCACAAUCUGCGAACACCAUUAGAGAAGUGCAGACUCGGGAGGAUGGGGUUCAAUAUCCUACGGGAAUGAAACUCUUUCUCAUUAGUCUAGCACUGUGUCUGAGCGUCUUCCUGAUUGCCCUGGAUAAUUCCAUCAUUGCAACCGCUAUCCCCAAGAUCUCCGAUGACUUUCACAGUCUUUCGGACGUAGGUUGGUAUGGAAGUGCCUACCUCCUCACGACAGCAGCUUUGCAGCUUAUGUUUGGAAAGUUCUACACUUUCAUGAGCAUCAAGGCAGUCUACCUCAUCGCUAUCACAAUCUUUGAGGUUGGUAGCUUGAUCUGUGGUGUUGCACAAAAUUCUGUCACGCUCAUCGUUGGACGUGCCGUGGCGGGUAUGGGGUCGGCCGGUAUUUUCUCUGGUGCCCUUUUGAUCCUCGCGCAUAGCGUGCCGCUUCCUAAGCGACCAAUGUAUACUGGUCUCAUCGGAGGCAUGUAUGGCAUUGCUUCCGUUGCUGGUCCUCUGCUGGGGGGCGUUUUCACCGACAAGGCGACUUGGCGAUGGUGUUUCUUCAUCAACCUUCCAAUCGGCGCCAUCACUCUUGUCGUCAUCUUCUUCUUUUUCCCGGACCCCAAGACGGACAAGCCGAAGGACGAGUCUUUUCUCGAAAGAGCCAAGCACUUUGACCCAAUCGGAACUCUUGUUUUUAUGCCCGCCAUCAUUUGUCUACUUCUAGCUCUGCAGUGGGGUGGCACUACAUAUGCCUGGAACAGCGGUCGCAUCAUUGCCCUCUUCGUCUUGUUCGGCGUUCUCAUUAUUCUAUUCUUGUUCAUACAGUAUCGCCAAGGUGAAGAUGCUACUGUACCGCCACGUAUUCUCAAAAACCGCUCUGUCUGGGCCGGAAGUCUGUAUGCAUUCGGCACGGGCUCGUCAUUCUUCUUGCUCGUUUACUACAUCCCGAUCUGGUUCCAAGCCGUCCAGGGCGUUUCUGCUGUCAACUCGGGCAUCCGAAAUUUGCCAAUGCUUCUCGCUGUUGUGGUUGCUUCAAUCUUUGCUGGUGGUAUGGUGACUGCGCUGGGUUACUACGCGCCGUUCAUGAUUGCUGGCACUGUAUUGAUGUCCGUUGGUGCUGGUCUUCUCUCAACGUUUAGUCCCUCAACUGCUUCGGGAGCAUGGAUUGGAUACCAGAUUAUUUUCGGUAUCGGUGUCGGUCUUGGUAUGCAACAACCGAUGAUGGCAGUACAAACAGCGCUUGACAUCAAGGAUAUUCCUACAGGGUCCUCAGUUGUGGUAUUUCUACAAACGCUGGGAGGAGCACUGUUUGUCAGCGUUGCUCAGUCUGUCUUCACCAACCAGCUAGUCGCCUCGCUUCAAGAGAACGUGCCGACCUUGGAUCCUAAAGUUAUUUUGGUCACUGGUGCCACCAAUCUUCAAAAUACCGUCCCGGCAGAGCUGCUCAGCGGCGUGGUCGCUGCGUACAGUACAGCUUUGACUAAAUCCUUCGUGGUUUCGGUUGGUUUGGCUGCAUUCACAAUUGUCGGCAGCGUUUUUAUACCUUGGAAGAGUGUCAAGGGCAAGAAUGUCGAGAUGGGUAUGGCUGCUUAG